Molecule: messenger RNA, 1774 nt
Organism: Neurospora tetraspora
Lineage: Eukaryota; Fungi; Ascomycota; Sordariomycetes; Sordariales; Sordariaceae
Product: ribose-phosphate pyrophosphokinase
Exons: 2
Coding region: 130-1587 (485 amino acids)
Biological process (GO): 5-phosphoribose 1-diphosphate biosynthetic process; ribonucleoside monophosphate biosynthetic process; purine nucleotide biosynthetic process
Cellular component (GO): cytoplasm; ribose phosphate diphosphokinase complex
Molecular function (GO): magnesium ion binding; ribose phosphate diphosphokinase activity
Source: RefSeq, a predicted model, not a curated record
AUUUGACCCACUUUUACGUGAAUCGCUGCGGGGCACGAGGACAAGAUUGAAAAAAAACUAAAUUUCCUCCCCUCAAAUCCCGCUCCCGAACUUCUCUUCCCCGAACUCACCAACACUCUUUUUUUCACAAUGCGCGGCACCCUCAUCUUUUCGGGCAGCUCGUGCCCGGCCCUCACCGGCAAAGUAUGCGAAAACCUGGGUAUGACGCCAGCUGAUGCUGAGCUCACCCAGUUCUCCAACGGAGAGACGAGCGUCCGGAUCCUCACCAGCGUCCGCGAGAAGGAUGUCUUCGUCGUUCAGUCCGGCAGCCCCAAGAUCAACGACACCAUCAUGGAGCUGCUCAUCAUGAUUUCUGCUUGCAAGGGAGGCUCUGCCAGCAAGAUCACUGCCGUCCUGCCAUACUUCCCCUACAGUCGCCAGUCCAAGAAGAAGUCGCACCGCGGUGCCAUCACUGCGAGAAUGCUUGCCAAUCUUCUCGGCGUUGCUGGUGUUAAGCACAUCAUCACGGUCGAUUUGCACGCUUCUCAGAUGCAGGGCUUCUUCAAGUGCCCUGUCGACAACCUCCACGCCGAGCCUCUCAUUGCCCGCUGGAUCAGGCAGAACGUCCCCGACUGGAAAGAGGCCGUCGUCGUGUCCAAGAACGCCGGUGGUACCAAGCGCGUUACGUCGCUUGCCGACGCUCUCAAGUUGAACUUCGGCAUGGUCACCACCGACAAGAAGAGAGGCCAUGGCAACAUGACUAGCAGCAUGAUUCUCAACCCCAUUGACGCUGUCUUGGACCCCAUCGGCGAGCAGGUCAGCGAGGCAGUUGAGCCUGAGGAGACCUCAGCCAGCAACAUCACCCAGCCUAUCGCAGGUACUGCAAGCCCCGCGCGCCGUCCCAAUGGAUCGUCUUUGCACAGCGCCAAGUCUCUGCCAUCUCGCCUGCGUUCUUCGACCUCGGCUUUGGACGGUGUCGACGAGGAAGGCGAGGACGGCCUCGAGUACAAUGACCAGCGUGCUCAUGAGGUCACCCAGGCUCGUCUUGUCCACGGCCACAUCGUUCCUGAUGACUUCGAGUCGCCAGACAUCUCUGCAGCCACCAGUGUCGCUGGAGACGACCCGAUGACCAUGUCGCACGCUUCGUCGUUCUUCGCUCCUCAGCACCACGCUGCCCUCGGUGGCUCGGGUGAUGCAGCUGAAAGUUCGGAUGAGGAUGAGGUGAUCCUGAAGGACCCCAAGGUGGAGCACAUGGUCACCCUUGUCGGAGACGUCAAGAACCGCACCGUCUUCAUUGUUGACGACAUGAUCGACAAGCCUGGUUCUUGGAUCGCUGCUGCCGAGACGGUUGUCAAACGCGGUUUGGCCAAGAAGGUCUAUUGCAUUGCCACCCAUGCCGUCUUUGGCGCUGACUGCCUUGAGCAGUUGCAGGAUUGCGACUGCAUUGAUCACAUCCUCGUGACAAACAGCUACCCCAUCCCAGAGGAAAAGGCUCGCAACGCCAGCAAGCUGCACGUACUUGACUUGUCCUAUCUCCUUGCGGAAGCAAUUCGUCGGAACCACUAUGGCGAGUCGAUCUCGCCUUUGUUCCAGCACAUAGUGGAGUAAUAUCGCACGGUUCUGUUUUUUGGUUUUUCAUGACGCAUCACAGAGGCUUCAUAGGGCAUUUACUUGCACCUUCUUUACGAAAGCACAUCAUCAUCAGGUAUGUUGGGAGACUCGGAUUACAAGCGUGGCGUUGGUGAUUUCAGACUGUCGUUUUGACAUUCGGAGCGGAGAAAAGCGUCCUUAGACC